AUGCCUGAAUCAAAACUUGGAAGGGUGUAUGCGAGUUUCAUGAAAGACAACAACAUAACUGCUGAUUCCAGAUUACCUGUGCAAUUUAUUGCUGACCCUGAGUUGGCUUAUGUUAUGCAAAGAUAUAGAGAGAUUCAUGAUUUAGUCCAUGCAGUGCUGUUCAUGAAAACUACAAUGUUAGGUGAAGUUACAAUCAAAUGGGUAGAAGGGAUACAAACAAAACUUCCAAUGUGUAUCAGUGGAGGAAUUUGGGGAGCAGCAAGAUUGAAACCAAAACACCGUCAACUGUACCUGAAAUAUUAUUUACCCUGGGCAAUUAUGACAGGAAAUAAUGCCAAAUUUUUACAAGGUAUUUAUUUUGAAAAACGAUGGGACCAAGAUAUAAAGGAUUUUCAUAAAGAAAUGAAUAUUUCAAAAUUGAUACUACAA
Messenger RNA from Iphiclides podalirius (scarce swallowtail), 429 nucleotides. Lineage: Eukaryota; Metazoa; Arthropoda; Insecta; Lepidoptera; Papilionidae. The record is from the annotation of a GenBank genome assembly.